AUGGAUGAUGACUCAAAAAGAUUGUCUAUUAUUGAGGAGCAGCUCAACCACAUCCUACGUGGAUGUGAAGAUGAUGAGAAAGUGGCUCGGACCAGUUUCUCCAUGGGUUUCACUUUCACCCACAUGGACAGAAGGCUCCACCAAAUGUUGUUUGCUGAUAGAGAUUAUGAGAGUGCUGGAGUAACCACAACAAAUGUUGAUUAUCCUCCUUCUUUCAGGCCUAAUAUCAGAAUAGAACGUAUUGAAGAAAAAGGCUACUCAGUUGUUAGUGUGAAAUGCAAAGAUCGGGCAAAAUUGAUGUUUGACAUUGUCUGCACUCUCACUGACAUGGAAUAUGUUGUUUUUCAUGCCUCAAUCUCAUCUGAAGGCCCUUAUGCAUCACAGGAGUAUUUCAUCAGGCACGUGGAUGGGUGCACACUUGACACUGAAGGGGAGAAAGAAAGGGUCGUCAAAUGCAUUGAAGCUGCUAUUCAAAGAAGAGUAAGCGAGGGUGUGAGCCUUGAGCUGUGUGCAAAGGAUAGAGUGGGCUUGCUGUCUGAAGUGACUAGGAUUCUACGAGAAAACGGCUUGACAGUUUGUAGGGCAGGUGUAUCAACUAUUGGAGAGAAAGGACUAAAUGUUUUCUAUGUGAGAGAUGCAUAUGGAAACCCUGUGGACAUGAACAUUAUUGAUGCACUGCGUAAAGAAAUCGGCCAGACUGUAAUGGUCAACGUGAAGAAGGUACCAGCCAACACGAAAGCACCAGAAACAUCCCGAGGAUGGGCUAGAGUAAGCUUCUUCUUUGGGAACUUGUUGGAAAGGUUCUUGACUUGA
Vicia faba (fava bean) is the source of this 813-nucleotide messenger RNA. Lineage: Eukaryota; Viridiplantae; Streptophyta; Magnoliopsida; Fabales; Fabaceae. The record is from the annotation of a GenBank genome assembly.